AUGAGAAUAAUUGAUUUUGGAGACUUUUGUGUAAAAACAUUGGAAAAUGUGAUCCUUAUGGAGAAGAUAAACAUUAUUGGCGACUGCAUGGAGGCGAUCCAUCACGAGGCAGUGAAGAGAGGAGCGGUGGUGCCUCUAGAUAGAUUACAGGAGAUGGUUGGUGUGAAGACAAAGCCUUGUGAGUAUGAAAUUGUGAAGAAUAUUGCAAAAGGCGGGUAUGGCGAGGUUUUUCUUGUGAGAAGAGAGAAGGUGUAUGCAAUGAAAAGGGUUGCCAAGGAGCUUGUGCUAAAGCAGCCUCAUACUGCAUUGUUUAUGGCGGAGAGGGAGGUGAUGGUUGGCAGUAUUGGAAGUGAAUGGCUUGUAAGCGCCCACCUAACGAUGCAAGAUGACGAGUAUUUGUAUUACUUGAUGGACUUUGUGCCUGGGGGAGACUUUAUGGGUUUGCUGUCGAAGGAGGAUGUGCUUGAGGAGAGCUGGGUGAAGUUCUACGCAGCAGAGAUAGUGCAGGCCCUGGAUGAGUUGCACAAACUUGGAUGGAUCCACAGGGAUUUGAAGCCAGACAAUAUAUUGAUAGGUGCGGAUGGUCAUGUGAAACUAGCAGAUUUUGGAAGUUGUAUUAGGAUGGUUAAUGGCAAGGCAAGAUCUGCAAUUACAGUUGGAACACCUGACUAUGUCUCACCUGAUGUGCUGUGCUCUGUGAAUGAGGAAUGUGAGUAUGGAGAGGAUGUGGACUUUUGGACGCUUGGAGUGAUUAUCUAUGAGAUGGUGUAUGGGACUACGCCAUUCUAUUCAGAAACACUGAUGGAAACAUAUAAAAGAAUAACAAAGGUUGAGUUUGUAUUUCCAUUUAAGAUAUCUGCAGAUCUGACUGAUCUGAUUACAAGGUUGAUAACCACUAGAGAGCAAAGGUUUAGGAUAGAAGAUAUAAAGAAACAUCCGUUUUUCAAUGGAAUUGAUUGGGAAAGAGUCAAAGAGCUGGUACCGCCAUUUAUUCCUGAGAUAAAGGACGAUCUUGAUACGUCGCAUUUUGUAGAUACGCAUUUUGAUGCAGAGAAAGGAGGAGGCGAUGGAAACGGAAAUUAUGUGCCUUUUGUGGGAUUUACAUUUGAUCCGUUGUUUGUGCAAAGAUUUAAGGAUAUUUUGAGGAAUGAAAUUACUGCUGAUGAGGAGAAGAAGUAUACUGAUAAGUUGAAGAGCAAGGAUGCAGAGUAUGAGCAGAGUUUACAGAUGCUGUCAAUGGAAAUAUGUGAAAGUGGUAAAAAAUUGAGUGGGUGUAAUGAUGAGUUGUGUGAGGUUGAGAAAAAGCUGAUGAAUGCAAAGACAUUGUUAAAGGAAGCAGAGGAUGAAACAUUGAAGCAUCAAGACGAGCUGAAAAUAGUGCUUAUGCAAUUGCUUACAGAGAGGGAAGAGCUAGAUGAGAUGAGGGUCGAGUUAGAACGAUGCAAGAAGAACCUGAAGAGCAUCAAUGAAGAUAUAUGUGAUGGCAGAAUGAUUUCUGAAGAACUCCUGCUUGCAGAGAGUAAGUCUGGGGUGAGUAAGCAAGAGAUGGAUGAAAUUCGAAGGAGUUGGCAUGCAGUGAAGAACGAGAGUAAUGAAAUAGAAAGCCUGGUUGCAGAUGUGGAAUCUAUAAUUAGCAAGUUAUGGAUGAAGAGCAAAUGGAUGAGAUCUGAGGUUGAGAUGUAUAAGGAGAAGUAUGGCAGUGCAGUUGAGACAACGAUUAGAUUAGAGACAGAAAACAAAAUAAUGGCUGAGAAGCUAAAGGCCGAAGGCCUUGAUGGAUUGCGAAGACAGCUCCGUGCCAGGAUAGCAGAUGUGAAGGAAUAUGAGCAGAAACUGAACCAAGAGAUUCUUUUCAGAAAGAGCAUUGAAGAAGAGUUAAAUUUUCUGAAGAAGGAGAAGUGCAGAGAGCGAAUAAAAAAUGUUAAGCAACAAUUUUCAUGUAGUAUUGUUGGAGGAGAUGGAUGCACAGUUGUGAUAAGGAUUGAGGAUGAUAAAUUCUGGAUUGGAGACGAGUCUCAAUACAGCUGCAAUGUGUAUGUUGGAGAGCUAAGACCGAAUGAGCUUCAUCAUCUUGCACAGAAGAAGGUGUCUUUGACAUUGAGAAUUGUGUUUAUGAAUGAAGAGGUAAAGAGUGUCAGCUCAUCUGGAAGACGAAGUCUUCGGUCAUUGGAAGAGGACCUGAAUACUGAAAUAGCGAUUAAAGAUGGAAUAGAAAAGAUCAAGGUGCUUCUGCAAGGAAAGACACUUGAUGAAGCAAACAUGCAGCUUGAAGGAUCAAAUAGAAAGAUCGCACAGCUAAUGACAGAGAUAGAAAGAAGUAGACGGAGUACAAUAGUGGAGGCAAUUCCAGAUGAUCCAGUUAAGAUUUACGAAUUCAACAACCAUCUGUUCACAAAUAAAACAGUACCUCAAGGGACCUUGUGUGACUUCUGUAAUGAAGUGCUUUAUGGUGUUGUAAACCAAGGGUUUGAAUGUAGAGACUGCAAAAUGACUGUUCAUAAAUCCUGCUAUGUCCUUGGUGAUGUUUCAUGUGAGUUGUAUUCUGCCCUGAAGACCGGUAAGACAUACUAUGUUACCAUGAGAACACUUGAAGAGAAGGAAAAACUGCUAAAAGCAUGCUCUGGAUACUGA
Molecule: messenger RNA, 2631 nt
Organism: Ordospora colligata OC4
Lineage: Eukaryota; Fungi; Microsporidia; Ordosporidae
Product: Rho-associated coiled-coil domain-containing protein
Exons: 1
Coding region: 1-2631 (876 amino acids)
Biological process (GO): actomyosin structure organization; signal transduction; peptidyl-threonine phosphorylation
Cellular component (GO): cytoskeleton; cytoplasm
Molecular function (GO): ATP binding; protein serine/threonine kinase activity
Source: RefSeq, a predicted model, not a curated record